AUGGGUGAUGCCCCACCAACACCUCGCCUCGCGACGCGGCAAAAGCUGGACGACCUCUUGUCUGCGCAGACCGCGAAAGGAAACCUUCCUGCCAUCUUCUUUGCAGCUACCAAUGCCGAGGAGACACUCUACCUCAACCAGGCUGGCCAGCGUGUACACGGCGAGCCCGACAAGGGCACUGUGACCGAGGACACUCACCAAGAUCCUGACGAGCGGAUUGAGAAGUGGCUUCCCGAGCUGGGCACUGUCAAGCUCCUGACUGGCUACGACGAUGCAGGCAACGGUAUCCUCGUCAAUCCAACGACUAAGAUUACCCUCCGGAUGCUGUUGACCCACACAAGCGGUCUCGUGUACGCGUUCCUCGAGUCCCCUGCGACCAAGUACUUUGCCGCAAACGGUCCUGCCAGCCAGUUCAACUGUGGUGUCGAGGGUAUCACAACCCCACUCGUCUUUGAGCCUGGGGCUGCGUUUGCGUACUCGCACGCGACCGACUGGGUUGGGAUCCUGAUUGAGCGCGUGUCUGGCACCUCGCUGGAGGAAUACUUCAAAAAGGCCUUCUUCGAGCCUUUGGGCAUGACCACUGUCACUUUCUACCCAACGGAAAAGAUCCACGAGACAAAGAUGAGCGUGUGCACACGCGUCCCGCCUUCCACCGGAUCAAUCUACAAGAUCCCCGGCGACUUUGGCAUGGGUCGCGCAACCAAGCCUGAGGACCUCAAGAUCAUGCACGGCGGCGCGGGUCUGUACGGGUCUCAGAAGGACUACCUCAAGUUCCUGCGCGCCGUGCUCGCCAGUGACCCGCGCCGGGCCAACCCCAAGGCAUUGCUCUCACCCUUCGUCUACAAAUCGCUCUUCACCAGUGCCCUCCCCGAGCCCACUGCCGGACCCCACAGACAGCUCAUGUCCGAGUUUAUCACUGCGUGGAUGCCCGAUGAGCCGCCCUAUGUCCUCAACGCAGGCAACCUCACCCACUCGCUCGGCUGUGGCCUCAACCUCACCGACGCGCCGGGCAGGCGCAAGGCUGGAUCGGUAUUCUGGGGAGGUGUGGCCAAGACGGCAUACUGGAUCGAUCCAGAGUCGGGUAUUGCUGGUGUUGUGGGCACCAACAUGCUCGUGGCUGGGCGUGACCCGGACCCGUGGCAGCCAUUUCUCUAUGCGUUUGAGCGGACCGUCUACGCGUCGCUUGCGCAGCCGCCCAAGGCCAAUUUGUAG
Molecule: messenger RNA, 1212 nt
Organism: Apiotrichum porosum
Lineage: Eukaryota; Fungi; Basidiomycota; Tremellomycetes; Trichosporonales; Trichosporonaceae
Exons: 4
Coding region: 1-1212 (403 amino acids)
Source: RefSeq, a predicted model, not a curated record